Heterocephalus glaber (naked mole-rat) is the source of this 2325-nucleotide messenger RNA. It is a transcript of the gene Tpd52l2, whose product is annotated as TPD52 like 2. Gene Ontology annotation, cellular component: cytoplasm. Gene Ontology annotation, biological process: carbohydrate metabolic process. The record is from RefSeq and is a predicted model, not a curated record. Lineage: Eukaryota; Metazoa; Chordata; Mammalia; Rodentia; Bathyergidae.
AGCACGAGCUCAAGCGGAAGUGGGCUGGCGCGCCGCUGUUACGUAAUGCUGCGGCGGCCAGGCAGUUCCGCUGGCUCCUGUGUACUCUACGGGCUGCUCCAGGUGCCCCUUGGUUGGUUCGUGUAGCUCACUCAAGCCCAGCCCCGACGUCGGCUGCGGCCGGGCCGCCAACUGGACAUGGACACCGCCGGCCAAGAUAUCAACCUGAAUUCUCCUAACAAAGGUCAGCUACCUGACUUCAUGAUUGAUGUCCCUGUUGACCCAGGUGUAGCUGCCCAGUCUCCUGCUGUUGAGGGUCUGACGGAGACAGAAGAGGAGGAGCUCAGGGCCGAGCUUGCCAAGGUAGAAGAAGAAAUCAUCACCCUGCGCCAGGUCCUGGCAGCCAAGGAGAGGCACUGUGGAGAGCUGAAAAGGAGGCUGGGCCUGUCUGCCUUGGGGGAGCUGAAACAGAACCUGUCUAAGAGCUGGCAUGAUGUGCAGGUCUCUAAUGCCUAUGUGAAAACUUCUGAGAAACUUGGAGAGUGGAAUGAGAAAGUGACCCAGUCCGACCUCUACAAGAAGACCCAGGAAACUCUCUCUCAAGCAGGCCAGAAGACAUCUGCGGCCUUGUCUACCAUGGGCUCUGCCAUCAGCAGGAAGCUUGGAGACAUGAGGGCUCAUCCAUUCUCACACUCCUUUAGCAGCUACUCCAUCCGUCACUCGAUAAGUAUGCCAGUCAUGAGGAACUCUGCCACCUUCAAGUCGUUUGAAGAUCGUGUGGGGACCAUAAAGUCUAAGGUUGUGGGUGGCAGAGAGAAUGGCAGUGACAGCCUCCCCUCCCCAGCGGGGAGUGCUGACCAGCCCCUGCCAGGUCAUGCGCCUUUCUAAGCCUGUGAUAGUGUCAUCAAGCCAUGGAACAUGAGCAAGCACACCUUCAUCAUCACAACUGCAACUCUGCGCAAUGGAGCCACCAGCUGGGACGAGUGAACAGUUGGGUUUGGGGACAGUCAUGUCUGUCCACGUGCAGAUGUGACUGCUGCCUUUGCAAGAGUUAGAGAACAAUCCUAUAUGUAAAUGUUUUACACUAAAGUGCAUAGAUGAAGCAGAUCACUGUGCUGUCCUUCCUAAGGCCACAGGAAAUGGACAGGGUGGAGGGUCUGGAGGGGUAACAGGCCAAAGCUCAUACUCCUCUUGGAAAUUUUGAUAGCUUCCCAGAACUUGGAGGGAAGGAGACACAUGAGGAAUAUGAAACAAGCAACAUUUUCUGGCCUCCCCUCCUCUUUCCCGAACUCACAGAUAGCAUGUACUCACCGAGGAUGCCCUGCCAGAUUACAGUUUUUGUCUGGAGAUGCCAAAUGAGAGAACUGUCCAUUUUCUGAGACCUCAGAAAGGAAAUGUUGUCAGCAGCUACCUAAUUGUUAUAAUAAUGACCUAGCUUUGACAAGGAGAUUUACUAUUUUUUAAAUGCAGUGGACUUCUCAAAAAUUAAAAUUUGGCAAAGCAGCUUUAGCCUCAUUAUUAGAGAAUAUUCUUUGAUUCAAGCUGAAAUUCAAGCCUUACAUCGCCUUAUGCUUUGUUUAUAAUCUUUUUAUAUAUAUAAAAAUGAGAGUUCUUUACUAGGUUCUGAGUGUUGUAUAGAGUUUUACGUCUGGCGCAUGUUGCACCCUGCUUGUGCCAAUUAGUGUGUUUAUCUCACUAGCACUUUCCAGUGUGGAAAACUUGAUUCUGGCAAAGACUGGCAGUUCCUCUACUCUAGACCAAGGGACCCUUUGGACUCUGCUUUUAGCACCUUUGAACAAGAUGUGCUUUUGCAUAGCGCUGAUAGGUCUCGGCCUGGCCCAGCCAUCAUGGCCCUGGCCAGUGGCAACAUAGGAUGGAGGAGAAGUGGCACCAGCCUGCAGGUCAUAUUGGGGGGCGGCGGUGUUGGGAUUAGUCAGAACUCUGUUGUCACCUUUUCUCAGGAGCUAUGAAGAUUUCUUUUUCAUUUUUAAGCUGCCACACCCUGGUAGCCACUCAUGCCGGGGCCCUGCAUGUCUGGAGGCGUGAUCUGGAGGAGCAGCUGUGUGCAUGUAUGAGCAUCUCUUAAGCGGAAGGGGCUGCUCAUUGUGCCUGGUAGAAUGUGUCCUCUGAUGACCAAGGGUCCAUGGCCACUUUGGACACCCUUAGGACUGCACACAUGAUGAGGAUGCAAGUUGGAAGUGCGCAGCACUUGGUGCCCUUUUUCUAUGGUUAACUGCCAUUGGGGUGUGAUGAGAAAGCAGGGUGUAGGAAUGGUCAUUGAUGUAUCUUUCUAAAAUGAAUAAAUGGGCAAUUUGUCAAUAAAGCAUUCCUUUGGAGAAAAAUCCA